AUGCAGAAAGGGAUGAGGCUCAAUGAUGGCCACAUCACCUAUCUGGCGCUUUUGGCGAAGAAGGACGGGACGAGGCGAGGCUGCCUGAGCAAGAGGAGCUCGGACAACACAAAAUGGCAUUCAAAGUGGUUCGCCUUGUUGCAGAACAUGCUGUUUUAUUUCGAGAGCGACUCCAGCUCACGCCCCUCCGGACUGUACCUGUUGGAGGGAUGCGUGUGCGACAGGGCGCCGUCACCGAAACCGUCUCUGUCAGCGAAGGAAUGCUUGGAGAAGCAGUAUUAUUUCACUGUCACGUUUAAUCAUGACAACCAGAAGGCUUUGGAGCUGCGCACUGAGGACGUCAAGGACUGUGAUGAGUGGGUAGCUGCUAUCACACAGGCCAGUUACAGGAACCUGGCUACAGAGCAUGAGACCCUCAUGCAGAAGUACCUCCAUCUACUCCAAAUCGUGGAGACGGAGAAAACGGUUGCCAAGCAACUUCGACAACAGAUAGAGGAUGGGGAAAUCGAGAUAGAGCGGCUAAAAUCAGAGAUCGCUGGGCUGCUCAAAGACAAUGAGAAGAUCCAGUCGAAUCCAGAGGUUCCGCCCAGUGACGAUGACACCGAGAUCAAGAAGAUCAAAAAGGUCCAGAGCUUCCUGCGAGGUUGGAUUUGCCGCAGGAAGUGGAAGACCAUCAUCCAGGACUACAUUCGCUCGCCCCACGCUGAGAGCAUGAGGAAGAGGAACCAGGUGGUGUUUAGCAUGUUGGAGGCCGAAGCUGAAUACGUGCAGCAACUCCACAUUCUGGUCAACAACUUCCUGCGGCCGCUCCGCAUGGCCGCCAGCUCCAAGAAGCCGUCCAUUACCCACGAUGAUGUCAGCAGCAUCUUCCUUAACAGUGAGACCAUCAUGUUCCUCCACCAAAUCUUCUACCAGGGUCUGAAGGCCAGGAUAGCCAGCUGGCCGACACUGGUCCUGGCCGACUUGUUCGACAUCCUGCUGCCCAUGCUGAACAUCUACCAGGAGUUUGUGAGGAACCACCAGUACAGUCUGCAGAUCCUGGCCCACUGCAAACAGAACCGAGACUUUGACAAGCUGCUGAAGCAGUAUGAGGCCAAACCCGACUGUGAGGAGAGGACGCUGGAGACCUUCCUCACUUACCCCAUGUUUCAGAUCCCUCGUUACAUCCUGACGUUACAUGAGUUGUUGGCUCACACGCCCCAUGAGCAUGUGGAGAGAAAUAGUUUGGACUACGCUAAGUCAAAGUUGGAAGAACUUUCCAGAAUCAUGCAUGAUGAGGUGAGUGAAACGGAGAACAUCAGGAAGAACUUGGCGAUUGAGCGGAUGAUUGUGGAGGGUUGUGAGGUGCUGCUGGACACCAGUCAGACAUUCGUUAGGCAAGGUUCUCUGAUCCAGGUGCCUAUGAGUGAGAAAGGGAAGAUCACAAGGGGACGACUGGGCUCUCUAUCUCUGAAGAAGGAAGGCGAGAGACAGUGUUUCAUGUUCUCCAAACAUCUCAUCAUCUGUACCAGAGGCUCUGGAGGAAAACUCCACAUCACUAAGAACGGAGUGGUGUCUCUCAUAGACUGCACACUGAUGGAGGAGCCAGAGGGCACAGAUGAUGAAUCUAAAGGGGAGCGGAGCGGCCAGGACACUGAACAUCUGGACUUUAAAGUUAUGGUGGAGCCCAAAGACGUCCAGCCUUACACCGUCAUCCUGGUGGCUUCAUCCCGACAGGAGAAGUCGGCGUGGACCAGUGACAUCAGCCAGUGCAUUGACAACAUCCGCUGCAACGGUCUGAUGAUGAACGCCUUCGAGGAAAACAGUAAAGUCUCCGUGCCACAGAUGAUUAAGUCUGACACCAGCUUGUACUGUGAUGACGUUGACAUUCGCUUCAGUAAGAUGAUGAACUCCUGUAAGGUGCUGCAGAUCCGCUACGCCAGUGUGGAGCGCUUAUUGGAGAGGCUGACAGACCUGCGCUUCCUCUCCAUCGACUUCCUGAACACCUUUCUCCACUCCUACCGCGUCUUCACCAGCGCCGACGUGGUGCUGGACAAGCUAAUCACCAUAUACAAAAAGCCCAUCAGUGCCAUCCCUGCACGCUCUUUGGAGCUUUUCUUUGCCAGCAGCCAGAACAACAAACUCCUCUAUGGCGAGCCACCCACGUCGCCGCGUGCCAGCCGCAAGUUCUCCUCCCCUCCUCCUCUCUCCAUCACCAAGACGUCCUCGCCCAACCGUCGUCGCAAGCUUUCGCUCAACAUCCCCAUCAUCACAGGGGGCAAAGCCCUGGACCUGGCCGCGCUCAGCUGCUCCCCCAAUGGCUAUGCAAGCAUGCACACCACCAUGUCCCCCUUCAGUAAGACCACCCUCGACAUCAACAAGCUGUAUGUGUCCAGCACCAUGGCCAGCAAGAUCCCUGACGAGGGAGAGCCCAAAGCCGAAGGCAAGGCUGAGGAGAGUGUCCUCAACAAGCAAGAUCUUUCAGUGAGAGAGGAAUGUGAUGAGGAACCAGGUCAGAGUGACGAGGCAGAAGCAGAAAUGUCUCCUCCCAAGUCCCCAUCAACACCUAAGAAUGUCAAAUCAAAAAACUCUGAGUUUUCCCUGUUUUCCUUCAACAAUGGCAUGGUGGUGUCAUCUUGCCGGGAGCUGGACAAUAACCGCAGUGCCCUCUCUGCCGCCUCGGCCUUUGCCAUCGCCACAGCUGGUGCCAAUGAAGGCACGCCAACCAAGGAGAAGUACCGUCGUAUGUCCCUCGCCAGCACAGGUUUUCCUACGGACCAGAGGAACGGGGACAAAGAGUUUGUUAUCAGAAGAGCUGCCACAAACAGAGUCCUGAAUGUGCUGCGUCACUGGGUCUCCAAACACUCGCAGGACUUUGAGCUGAACACAGAGCUGAAGAUGCGGGUAAUUGGUUUCCUUGAGGAGGUGAUGCAUGACCCAGAGCUGCUGACACAGGAAAGAAAGGCAGCUGCCAACAUCAUCAGGACUCUUACUCAGGAGGACCCUGGAGACAACCAGGUCACCCUGGAGGAGAUCGCACAGAUGGCCAUGGAGGACUGUAAGACUGAACCAUUUGAGAGCCACUCUGCCCUGGAGAUAGCGGAGCAGCUCACACUGCUGGACCACCUGGUCUUCAAGGUCAUCCCAUACGAGGAGUUCUUCGGUCAAGGCUGGAUGAAGAACGACAAGAACGAGAGAACUCCGUACAUCAUGAAAACAACCAAGCAUUUCAACGAUAUCAGUAACAGGAUCGCCACAGAGAUCCUGCACUGGGACGAUGUCAACAUGCGUGUUGGGGUGAUGGAGAAAUGGGUGGCGGUGGCUGACAUCUGCCGCUGCCUCCACAACUACAACGCAGUGCUGGAGAUCACAUCCUCUCUGAACCGCAGCUCUAUCUUUCGCCUCAAGAAGACCUGGCUCAAAGUCUCCAAGCAGACAAAGACUGUGAUCGACAAGUUACAGAAGCUGGUGUCCUCAGAGGGACGGUUCAAAAACCUGAGAGAAGCUCUGAAGAACUGUGACCCUCCCUGUGUCCCCUAUCUGGGAAUGUACUUGACCGACCUGGCCUUCAUCGAGGAGGGAACGCCCAACUACACAGAGGACAACCUGGUCAACUUCUCUAAGAUGAGAAUGAUAUCCCACAUCAUCAGAGAGAUACGUCAGUUUCAGCAAACAGCUUACAAGAUUGAUAAUCAACCAAAGGUGGCAAAGUACUUGCUGGACUGUAGUACAGCUCUGGACGAGGAGAGCCUCUACGAAGCGUCUCUGAGAAUCGAGCCCAAAACUUCAUCAUGAGGAGGAUGUCCCUCAGCCCUCACAUGGACAGUACACAAACUAUAUAUCAUAAUGUACAUAUGCUAUUAUUUGUAUUAGACACAGUAGGCCGUUCUCUUCUGGUAUGUGUUCCCCAAUGGACCCGUUCUGUAUAACUGUUAUUAGAGACUUGAGUAGAAGCCCAGAGAGGUUUUAUUUAUAUAGUCACAGAGUAUUUAUAUGUUAUUUAUCGUCUUAAACUCCACUUCUCAAUGAAGCUAUUUUCAACCACAGAAUAAAUAAUAAUAAAAACAGCCAGGAGAUUACACAGACAUGAUACUUACCCUCAUCAUACUGGAAAUAUGCAGCAUAACAAAGACGCUCAUUCAUGAGAGGUGGCGGUCGCAUUCGACACAUGACCAUCAACCUUUCUGCUCACAUGUCAAAGUCAAGAGAGAACUGCAGAAAUAGAGAUAAAGACAUGUAAACGUGUUGGAGUCAAAGUAACGCACCUGCUGAUUCUGAUGGGGACUGUUUUUUUCAGUUUGAGGAGACGGGUUUUAAACGCUUAGCUUACUGUCAACUUAUUCCCCUGGUGGGCAUCAUGAUGUAUAUAUCCAGUAUAAGCACUGGACAUUGUAUGUAGCAGAUGUAACCAAUAUUGAGCCACUUCAGGAAGUUAAAUUCCCAGCUUUUACAUUCAAAACAGCGAGAGCAUAGCUUUUGUGGUUAAUCCUCUUUGGCCAGUGCAUUAUGGUUUUUGCCUUAAUCAUGAAAUGGAUUAUAUACCACAGAACUAUGUCAACUAUUUUAUUCUACAAUUUGCCAAAUGAAGCAGAGACACUUGCCCUGUACAAUAUUAAUGUACAGGCAGUCUGAUGCAUUUCCUGAUGUGCAAUGUGUUUAAAGACAUGUCCCUCAAAAUGUGUUAUUCUUAUGAUCGUUCAACUCUGUAAUAACUUUUUCCUGUGUAUGACACCUUAAAACAAAUGUUGAAAACAACUUAUAAGUGUAACACAUUCUGUAUCCUGUCUACAAUGUGUUAGCAGGAGCUAUAGUAAUAUUGUGCUUACUCUUGGAAUAUUUAUAUGUAUUUUUUACAGGCUUUGUAUAGAAAAACACCUAAAGCUUAAGUGGCAGGCAUGUACCACUUUCACGUGUUUAAAUCAAACCUAUAUCUAGAACAGUUCGUGUUCUGUAUUUACACCCCGCCCUUGCACAUGCAUCUUUACCCUCUAACAGGCACAUCAGAUGUUGCAGUGAGCAAUACCCAGUGGUAUGAGAAUUAUAUUUCAGUCUGUUUCAACAGCUUGAGUAAUAUUUCCAGUUUUGUAUAAAAGUGUAUUCUUUCCUGAUUACCUCUUGUUAAUAAAUCUAUUCUUUCUCAGGGGGAGAAGGCUCUGAAGGCUGCCGAGUGUUUGUUUUGUGCUGUAUUAGCCCAGGAGCUUCGUGGCUCUGGCUGUGUAGGGUGAACAAAUCAAAAGGGUUUCAGAGGAAGGGCGGUGUUGAGGGGGAGUUUUUGUAAAAAGCAGUGGACUCAUGUGAUGCUCUCUAAACUUCUCUGAGCUUGCAGAGUGGAAGUAUGGCUCUCGCUACUGUUUGGUUCCUCACCGCAAUUUUGACUCUUGUUCAUUUGAGACCAUUGACCACACUUGAAGAACAUCAAUUCAGACAAUGGAUGUUACAGCACAACAGAGUUUACAACACCGAGGAGGAGUUUUACCAGCGGAUCCAGAUAUUCAUGGAGAAUAAGAGAAUGAUUGAUCGUCAUAAUGCUGGGAAUCACUCCUACACAAUGGGCCUGAAUCAAUUCUCAGACUUGACAAAUGAGGAGUUUAGGAAGCUCUACCUAAUGUCAAGCACAUGGCCACAGAGAGAAGCAGAGGCAGAGACCAAAAGAGAUAUAUAAACACUGCUCUGGAUCAUGGACUUCACUCUGCUCGGACAUGCUGGCAAAGGUGGAAUAUGGUGCAAGGAUGUCAAUGGAGUGGAUGAUUCAAGAAUAAAUGUGUUUUAAACUCA
This is a messenger RNA of Paralichthys olivaceus (Japanese flounder), 5754 nucleotides long. Its product is annotated as ras-specific guanine nucleotide-releasing factor 1-like. Gene Ontology annotation, molecular function: protein binding; guanyl-nucleotide exchange factor activity. Gene Ontology annotation, biological process: positive regulation of GTPase activity; Ras protein signal transduction. The record is from RefSeq and is a predicted model, not a curated record. Gene Ontology annotation, cellular component: plasma membrane. Lineage: Eukaryota; Metazoa; Chordata; Actinopteri; Pleuronectiformes; Paralichthyidae.